Messenger RNA from Suillus bovinus, 1064 nucleotides. RefSeq lists its product as uncharacterized. The transcript has a single exon. The record is from RefSeq and is a predicted model, not a curated record. NCBI's taxonomy places the organism in Eukaryota, Fungi, Basidiomycota, Agaricomycetes, Boletales, Suillaceae. Bases 57 to 965 code for a protein of 302 amino acids.
AGCUCUCUACUUAACUCAAACCUCAAGGCUUUACAGGGUCCUGGAAUACUUUCUUAAUGAGAGCACAGUUUUCUGUCCACUUUCUUAACAUCGUGAAGAAGUGGCUCUCACAGCUUGCACGACGUUCUGCAAAUUCACUUUCGCUUUUUUUGCCUUUACUCCGCCGAUUUGUUUCUGGCCAUCUGAAGCUCGGUGCGUGUGGUCGGAGGUUGUUUGCUGCGACACAUUUUUCUAGCGAGGCUCUACUGCGAUCCAAAGGGAGUGUUGCAAGAGAGCAUGCACCCACUUGCUUGAGUUCCCUGCCUGUAUCUUCCUCGGACGAUCCUUAUUCGAGAAUCCAUUCACAAAACUCAGAACAUCUGCGAAAAAGUACAGCGAUACCUUUGUCACAGACAACAACACAGGAUGGGAGUACUGCAGAGAUCUAUGGGGGCUCUAUGUCAAGUUUGCAUCAGUCAUUGUACACGGGAGAAAGCUCGGGGAACGACAUGGAUCGGCCCUUCCCCAACGAUGACCCAUUAGAGGGGUCCGGUAGUCCAGGCCCAUCACGUUCUUUAGGCCCCUACAGAUUGUCAAGGUCACAUUCACGUUCGCAGAUGCACACGAAUGAUGAUCGUUUUCUGGUUGCUGGAACGCCUACGUCUACGAUCCAUGCGGAGCUUGGCAUGACUCAUUCUAAAUAUAGUCUUGCUUCUCAGGCCAGCAGUCAGUCCCUCACAUCGUCAAUCACUGGGUUACGACCGCACAAGGGAACUGUUUAUCAUCUCCCGGAACGCAUUCAUAGUUCCAUCGCGCUACAACCUGCACCACCAGAUCUUGCUACUGGUCGUGUUCGUUAUAUUGCUCCGCCCGGUAGCGACAAGAUGCCGGGCCCAGAGAUUGAGGUCCAUGAACACGCACGCCCAGGAGUAUUUCCUAUGGUUGCGAGAGGAGUUAUGAGGUAUGAAAGGUCGAUUCCCCGGUGAAGACAAGUCUUCUCUUUUGCUUGUACUCUAGAGCUGAUGUUGCAAAAGGGCCGCUGAUAGUACUCAGACUACCGUCCCUGCUAUGACAAUCACAUUUCC